Messenger RNA from Nelumbo nucifera (sacred lotus), 1998 nucleotides. RefSeq names its product trifunctional UDP-glucose 4,6-dehydratase/UDP-4-keto-6-deoxy-D-glucose 3,5-epimerase/UDP-4-keto-L-rhamnose-reductase RHM3-like. The record is from RefSeq and is a predicted model, not a curated record. Gene Ontology annotation, molecular function: dTDP-glucose 4,6-dehydratase activity. Lineage: Eukaryota; Viridiplantae; Streptophyta; Magnoliopsida; Proteales; Nelumbonaceae. Gene Ontology annotation, biological process: nucleotide-sugar metabolic process.
AUGCUACCCCAAACAGAUGAUACGUACACUCCAAAGAACAUCCUCCUAACAGGGGCGGCAGGGUUCAUAGCCUCCCAUGUCACCAACCGUCUCAUUAAAAACUACCCCAACUACAACAUUGUUGCGCUUGACAAACUUGACUACUGCUCCAGCAUCAAGAACCUCCUCCCUUCUCAAUCCUCCCCAAAUUUCAAGUUCGUGAAGGGUGACAUCAUGAGCUCAGACCUCGUCAAUCACCUCUUGGUUGCCGAAGACAUUGACACCAUAAUGCACUUUGCAGCGCAGACCCAUGUCGACAAUUCCUUCGGCAACUCCUUCGAGUUCACAAACAACAACAUCUAUGGCACCCAUGUUCUGCUCGAGGCUUGCAAGGUCACCCGCCAGAUCAAGCGCUUCAUUCAUGUGAGCACCGACGAGGUGUAUGGAGAGACCGAUGCAGAGACCGACAUUGGCAACUGUGAGGCCUCCCAGCUCCUGCCCACUAAUCCUUAUUCGGCCACCAAGGCCGGAGCUGAAAUGCUGGUCAUGGCCUAUCACCGAUCUUAUGGCCUCCCCACAAUCACAACGCGAGGCAACAAUGUCUAUGGGCCGAACCAGUUCCCUGAGAAGCUCAUACCAAAGUUCAUCCUCCUGGGAAUGAAGGGACAGCCGUUACCCAUACAUGGUGAUGGCUCCAACGUGCGGAGCUACCUGUACUGUGAGGACGUUGCAGAGGCAUUCGAGGUGGUACUGCACAAAGGUGUGAUUGGCCACGUGUACAACAUUGGCACCAAGAAGGAGAGGCGAGUGAUCGACGUGGCUGAGGAUAUAUGCAAGAUCUUUGGGUUGAAUGCUAAAGACGUUAUAGAGUUUGUUCAGGACAGGCCUUUUAAUGAUAAGAGAUAUUUCUUGGAUGAUCAGAAGCUCAAGAAACUUGGGUGGGAGGAGAGGACUCCAUGGGAGGAAGGACUCAGGAAGACGAUGGAAUGGUACACGAAGCACCCCAACUGGUGGGGCGAUGUGACUGCUGCUCUUCUUCCACACCCGAGAAUGUCAAUGAUGGGUCCUUCAGAUGACGAUGCCUUCCUUCUGCAACACGGCUACCGGAUGAGGUGCAGCAAUAAUGCUGCUGCUGAAGGUGGGUCUGGUGAGAGAUCAGGGUUGAAAUUCUUGAUCUAUGGGAAAACGGGUUGGAUAGGGGGAUUGCUUGGAGGGUUGUGUAAGAAAGGAGGGAUAGACUUUGAGUAUGGGAGAGGGAGAUUGGAGGACAGAAGGUCGUUAAUGGAGGAUAUAAGGAGGGCAAAGCCUACCCAUGUGUUUAAUGCAGCUGGUGUGACGGGCAGGCCCAAUGUAGAUUGGUGUGAAUCACAUAAGGUGGAGACAAUAAGGACUAAUGUGGUUGGGACGCUCACCUUGGCCGAUGUUUGCAGGGAGAGGGGACUUUUGAUGAUGAAUUUUGCCACUGGCUGCAUUUUUGAAUAUGAUGGUGCGCACCCUCAAGGGUCAGGCAUUGGAUUCAAGGAGGAAGACAAGCCAAAUUUCAUUGGUUCCUUCUACUCCAAGACCAAGGCCAUGGUGGAGGAACUCUUAAGAGAAUAUGAUAAUGUCUGCACUCUCAGAGUUCGUAUGCCAAUUUCAUCUGAUCUCAACAACCCACGAAAUUUUAUCACGAAGAUCACACGCUACAACAAAGUGGUCAACAUUCCUAACAGCAUGACAGUGCUAGACGAGCUCUUACCUAUCUCCAUCGAAAUGGCAAAGAGAAAUUGCAGAGGGAUCUGGAACUUCACUAACCCAGGUGUGGUGAGCCACAAUGAGAUUCUAGAGAUGUAUAGAAACUACAUAGACCCAGAAUUCAAAUGGGUGAACUUCAGCUUGGACGAACAAGCCAAGGUGAUUGUGGCUCCUAGGAGCAACAACGAGUUGGAUGCUUCAAAGCUACAAAAGGAGUUCCCAGGAUUGUUAUCUAUCAAAGAUUCAAUCAUUAAGUAUGUCUUUGAACCCAACAAGAGAACUUGA